AUGCGCCUGCCGCGGCGCUCGCCGUACUAUGGACAUGUCGGUGACGAGCUCGCAUACGUUCACGAGGGUCUGUAUAGCAACAGGCUUGAUCAGUCGAGCGUAGAGUCUGCUCUAGGCGUUGUGCGCCUCUGGAUGCAUCGUGGAUCGUGUCCACAGGCCGUUGAGUCGACGGCGCUGCUGGUCCAGAGCAUCGUGUCGGACCAAGCGCACGCAUCUGACUAUGCUGCCCGUGCCCUGUAUGCCAUGGCGCUCACGCGCUUUGUCAACUCGGUUGUCGACUCGUUCCAGACAGGCGCAUUUGCUCAGUCUAUUGGCGCGAUUGCUGAGCGCAUUGGCCUGCCGCAAUGGCUCGUGCAAGUGCGCCACUCAGCGACGCAUGAAGACCUUCCGAGCAAGAGUGUAUGUCGAACUGCAUGCGAACGCGCCCUCGCCUGGCUUGAUCAGCACUACUGGAAGCCCACGCUGUACGCACAUGAUGAUACCCUAGAAGACCCAGCUGCGCCGGAUGACACGGCCACGGUGCGAGCGGCUCAACUUGUGUAUGCGUACCGCAAGCACGCCACGGCUGUACUGAGAGACGCGAGCUUGGCUCAGCGUAGUGCUCCACCGCAUCUUCAUGCGCUCUCCGACAUCGAGCAGUGGGUCCGUGACGCAUGCCAACAACAACGCCAGCCGUCCAGUACGGCGGCGAGGCUUGGUCGUGAUGCACAGAACACGGACAAUGAAAUACAGCACCAGGAUGUGGCGCCCAUCUUGACUGUGCUCGUAUCGCAGCUCCUCUUACCAGGCGCCCUCUUUCCGGCCGAUCUGAAGCGACGCAGAACAUGGCACGUCCCAGACGAGGCCGCGCAGGUAUGGGAUCCCCUGCUAUGGCGCAUGCAUCACAUAUCAUCUUUGUUCUUACCGAUGCUGUCUGAUGCACUUGUGCAGGCAUCGACUUCCUUUGGCUCGUAUGUGCGUGGGUGGCUCGAGCACCUGUCCCACUUUGACGUGGGCGUGCCGAGUGACGUGCGACAGGGCGUCUUGCAGCGGCGUUUUGCACCUCACGUCAUGCCAUUGUCUCGCGUGAUUGUGUACAGUGCAUUGAAUGCGUCUCGUUCCGACGAGGACGAUAUGCACCAUCUGGCCAAGACCAUCUAUCAGGCCGACGCCGAUGAAGCCUGGCGUCAGAGUAUCGCCGAGUUGUGCCGCGUGCGAACGAUAUCUACGGAAGGUGUCGAGAUACCCGCUUCUGCGUGUUUAGCCGAGAUGGAGACCCGCGCUGUUGCACCGCUAGAUGUUCCGGCGCAGCCCGCUCAGCUGACGAAUGACGACGAAGACGCGCCUACAGGAUGGCGUCGCGCACCUCGGUCGUACACGCCGACGCCCAUCGGAUGCCUGCAGGGUCAGCGACCGCCCUUACUGCUGCUAAAUCACUCGUAA
Messenger RNA from Malassezia restricta, 1422 nucleotides. Its product is annotated as ribosomal biogenesis protein LAS1. Gene Ontology annotation, biological process: maturation of LSU-rRNA; maturation of 5.8S rRNA. Lineage: Eukaryota; Fungi; Basidiomycota; Malasseziomycetes; Malasseziales; Malasseziaceae. Gene Ontology annotation, cellular component: preribosome, large subunit precursor; Las1 complex. Bases 1 to 1422 code for a protein of 473 amino acids. The transcript has a single exon. Gene Ontology annotation, molecular function: endonuclease activity. The record is from RefSeq and is a predicted model, not a curated record.